Molecule: messenger RNA, 915 nt
Organism: Cucurbitaria berberidis CBS 394.84
Lineage: Eukaryota; Fungi; Ascomycota; Dothideomycetes; Pleosporales; Cucurbitariaceae
Exons: 2
Coding region: 307-825 (172 amino acids)
Source: RefSeq, a predicted model, not a curated record
CACCUCUUUCCCCUCAUUCAAACACACUAUAUUGUCCGUAGUUGAGCAUCGAUGACGACAGCUAAUAAGCAUGCGAAAGCACGGCGAUGGAUGUGACAAUCUGCCUUGUCGCCAUUGGCCAGGAAGGCGCGUCGUGGUGUUUACCGUCACACAAGCAAGGGGUUGCCCGGCUCUCCACAAACUGUGCCCGCAUAGUUGAAAGGCAGUAGUUCAAAAGCGUAGCAUCUCUCUACUCUAUUUCUUUAUUCGCGUCUAGUCAGCCUCCAGUAGACAUUGGACGCUCCAACUGAUUACCAAAACAUCACAAUGAGCCACCCCACGCACCCAGCGACGGUCCAUUUUCCGAUCACAACGACGCUGCUAACAGGAGCACUCGAUGCUGUGUACUUCUUGUCUACAUAUGCCCCGACUUCAUCAGUCGUAGCUUCCACCUUCAAAACGCUAGAAAUCGCUAUCCAACCUAGCAUGCUGCCCGUGCUGUCCUACUACACCACUAUCCUUACGCUCCUCUUCUCCGCCCCGGCGGUAGCUACCGGUGCCUAUGAGCUUAUGCCUGUCAUAAAGCGCGACGGCUUUUCUUCGAAAAAGGCACAGAUUGGCAUACUACAUGCUAUCGUCAAUGACAUCACUGUGUUUGGCGCCUUAUACAACUGGUGGAGUCGCAGGUCUACAGCCGCGUUUAUACCAAGCAAUGAGAACGUGCUGGUGAGCACUCUUAUGGCGGUGCCCGCGACGUUCUUUGCUGCAUACCUUGGUGGGUCGCUGGUAUACCAGUAUGGUAUGGGAUUCCGGGGAAGCAGCGCAAAGGCAAAGAAGACGCAGUAAGAGAAGCACGAGGAUGGGGACCUGGUGUGACCUCUCUGUUUGCAAAGGAGCUCAUCGAGUGCGGGAGAGUGUGCUUUGAGCGCUGCGGGU